Molecule: messenger RNA, 735 nt
Organism: Trypanosoma theileri
Lineage: Eukaryota; Euglenozoa; Kinetoplastea; Trypanosomatida; Trypanosomatidae
Exons: 1
Coding region: 1-735 (244 amino acids)
Biological process (GO): protein folding
Cellular component (GO): cytoplasm
Source: RefSeq, a predicted model, not a curated record
AUGGUAGAGAGGACAGCAGAUCAGCGUAUACGCACGACAGAGUGGGAGGAUAUUCAAUAUAAACACGGCAAUCGCGUAGGAAAGUACGCCACUAAUGAACUCGGUAUUCUUGCGCAAAAGAUUGCUGAUGAGAAUGUGAACACAUGUUUAAAAGCAUACGAUCCCCACGAAGAGCGCGUGCGUGACAAAAUGGAACGAGGGGGUUAUGAUACAGAGCAGAAGGAAGGAGAGUCUGGUGUAGAUCACCUUUUGACAGGAGAAGGUAGUGAUGAUGAUGAUGAUGAGGCUCUAGCGGCAUUUCGUAGGAAGCGUUUAGCAGAACUACAGCGACAACAGGAGGCACAACGAUUUGGUGUUCUUCGUCAUAUCUCAAGUGGAGAUUACACGACUGAAGUUACAGAAGCCUCUGCAAAUAACUGGGUUGUAGCUCUUCUCAUCAAACCUGGUAAUAAUGAUUGUGAAAAACUUCUUUCUGUCAUGAAAGUAGCGGCACAGCGGCAUCGUGAUGUAAAGUUUCUCUCUAUGAUUUCAACCGAAACCAUAAAGAACUUUCCCGACCGACAUCUUCCCUGUGUCUUAUUGUACAAAAAUAAACAACUCCAGCAACAACUCACUGAGCUAAGAAGCUGGACUUCGAAACGUAAUGAACUAUCGUUAGAGUCUGUAGAACGAGUCUUACACCACUACGGUGUAAUUCACAAGGAGGAGUUUGAUGUAGAGGAGGAAGAGGAUUGA